Asparagus officinalis (garden asparagus) is the source of this 900-nucleotide messenger RNA. RefSeq lists its product as uncharacterized. The record is from RefSeq and is a predicted model, not a curated record. Gene Ontology annotation, biological process: maturation of 5.8S rRNA. Lineage: Eukaryota; Viridiplantae; Streptophyta; Magnoliopsida; Asparagales; Asparagaceae. Bases 115 to 654 code for a protein of 179 amino acids. The transcript is spliced from 5 exons.
UUUCACUCGCGGGCUCUCGCUAUAGAGAGCCGUGCGAAUUCUUCAAAAUUUUCGCCCCUUUUCCAAAACCCUAGAAAUCGAAAUCGAAAUCGAAAUUAAAAUUAAAGUCGAGCAAUGGCGAAGCGAGAGAUGUCGACGACGCUGAGGAACUUAAAGUUCAUGCAAAGGGCAUCUCAGAGAGAAGAACCCAAGGUCAAGGAUGAAGAACAAGCAGAAAAGCCCAAGCCUGAGGAGUCUUUUGGCGCUUCUCCUGUCCCUGCGAAAAGAUGCAUAGUGAUAAUGGAAGGGAAUCCUCAUCCGGGUGCAUUAAAAGGUCGAAUGUCAUUUCAGAGUUUCAAUCCUUCUAUCGAUAAAUUGCAUGAUGAAGCUUCAGUUGUCCAUCAAACGCAACAAUCGAACAUCAGUCAUCAGAAUGGUAGUUCCGACAGAGAGGAUACAAACUCUAACGCAGCUAGUCCUAGCAGUAACUCCGAUCAAAAAAGAAAGCAACCCGUGAUGGAGAUGGAAACACCAUCUUCCAUUAAACUGCAAAAAACUGCAGCUGGGAAUGAAAACGAGCAAUCAUCAUCUUCACAAAAUAACUCGAGAGGUAAGAAGCAGAAGCGUGACAAGUUGGACUGGAAUGUACUUCGACCACCAAAACCUUCUAGAUAAAAAGGAGUUAUUUUUACGCGAGGGGAUUCUCUCUAUGUAUCAAUUAUAAUUGUACCUUGUAACCUCCUAGCCUUUUUGUUUGAGAAUUGUAACCUCCCAAGUCUUGUUUUUGGUUCCUCUUUCUGUUUUGUUUAUUUUUCAGUCAAGUUUGUAUUCUUAAUUGAUGAUUGUGGAAUAUACAGGUUCGAGUGUCGUUGGAUUAGAGUUGUCAUUUUCUGGGUUCUGAAGCUUCUACUUCUUUGCUUA